Molecule: messenger RNA, 3671 nt
Organism: Tuber aestivum (summer truffle)
Lineage: Eukaryota; Fungi; Ascomycota; Pezizomycetes; Pezizales; Tuberaceae
Source: the annotation of a GenBank genome assembly
GCACUCUGGUUCCGUCAAAGACAAGGAGAAACCUUCGCAAGUCCCCCUGCUCCAUGUGGGCCCCCUACUAAUACCAUUGUGCUGUAGUGGGGACCUCUGAUAGCUCCCAUUAACUACAUUCGCUCCAUGCCCCUACACUUACCCGUUCCCCUUCCCCUCUCCGCUUGUCCCUUACCACCCCUCCACCCCCAUUGUAUCUGUAUCGUCACAUCUUCCGCCAACUUCCAGGCCGUCCACGCUCCUCAAGAUUUACCCAGUCAUUACUGGACUUAUAGACUCUCUCAUGUCCCCUUUCUUUCUAUUUCUCUUCUCUCAAUCAUAACUUCGGACCACAUUCACGCUGCCCUCGCCCGCCUUAUGCGGAAGGAAUACCUCUUGGAUUCAGGUUUUUCAGUUUCUUCUCUAAUCACACUUUUUAUUCGUCCUUUUCGCCAGUUCUUGUCAAUUUUUAUACUAUACCCACAGAUUUAAUCUCCUGUAACCCCACUGAGACCCUCAAAAUUUUGGGGGAUAUCGAACCUCUCUGUUCUACCAAGUGUCCAACAGCUCUUCAAAGUAGUCAUUCGCACCUUAUCAAGAUGACCGGUUCAGGGAGCUCACUGGUAGGCGGCUUCUUCCAACAUUUUCUCUUCCUUGGUUUUUAGACACCGGAAACAACUAACAUUGAUUAUGAUGAGGUACACAGACCAAGCUUGUUUCCGCACUAUUAUUUAUAUUACCUCUUACUUCGGCGUGGUCUGCUCACCGCCGUAAUCUCAGACGACAGGAACCCGAGAGAGAAGUCCGCGACUUGCGCGGCCUAGACGUGUACCUAACUACCCGCGCUGGGAAUGGAACCGAGUCCACUGCUGGGACCUUCUGGUUGUCAGAGAUCACUCAUCGUGGCGCUCCCGCUUUCAAUGCGAACCCUACCGGGUACAGGGUCUUUCGUAACGUCAAGGAUUACGGCGCCAAGGGUGUGUAUCCUCCCUAACUUCCCCGCUCCCAAUGAUGGUGUAAUGAUGUAUGUCAUGGAGAAGAUUUUGCUAACUGUGGUACUAUAGGCGAUGGAACUACUGAUGAUACCGUCGCUAUCAACAAUGCCAUCGCUGAUGGUGGACGAUGUGGAAGGGGCUGCGAUUCAUCGACUAUCGCUCCCGCACUUAUAUACUUCCCGGUUGGAACAUACCUAGUCUCCAAUCCGGUGAUCGCAAUGUAUUACUCGCAGCUGGUCGGUGACCCAUUAAACAUGCCAACCAUAAAGGGCUCUCCGAGCUUCCAAGGAAUCGGUAUCAUCGAUUCCGACCCUUAUGAGCCUGAUGGAAGGCAAGUUUCCCGGACGCUCGUUAUACAAGAAUACGACUAAAGGGUUGACUGACCCGGUGACAGCAACUGGUACACCAACCAGAACAAUUUCUUCCGUUCCGUCAGAAACCUGGUUAUCGACACCACCGCGAUGCCCCUUGGCGCAGGUACCGGUAUCCAUUGGCAAGUGGCGCAAGCUUCCUCGCUCAUUAACCUACGCUUCGAGAUGUCCCAGGCAGAGGGAAACUCCCACCAGGGCAUCUUCAUGGAUAAUGGUUCCGGAGGGUUCAUGUCAGACUUGAUCUUCAACGGAGGCAAGUUUGGAGCGUUCUUCGGUAACCAGCAAUUCAUGACCAGGAAACUCACGUUCAACAACUGCGAGACUGCUAUCUACAUGAACUGGAACUGGGCAUGGACGUUCAAGUCCGUCAGCAUCAACAAUUGCAAGAUUGGCCUUGAUAUUACUACUAAUGGACCGGCCGAACAGGCUGUCAGUUCUGUCAUUCUUCUCGACUCUUCUAUUGAAGAUACUCAUAUCGGUGUCGCUACAGUCCGCGGUAAUUCUAGCGGUUUCGUCUCGGGCGGAACCCUCAUCCUUGAUAAUGUCCGGCUUACCAACGUUGGGAAAGCUAUCGCCAACACCGCCACCAAUGCCACCAUCCUCGCGGGCGGAUCUCGCACGAUCGAUAUGUGGGGGCAAGGGAAGGACCAUUCCAGCAGAAACCCAGGCGGAACUACCGUACAGGGUAACAUAAACCGCGCAUUCCCCAAGCCUGCUCCCCUCCUUGCCAAAGGACAAAAGGUCAUCUUUGAGCGCUCCCGUCCCCAAUACCAAGAACUCGACGUCUCCCAGUUUGUCUCUGUGAAGCAGAACGGCGCAAAGGGCGACGGAAUCACCGAUGACACUGCUGCAAUCCAAUCCAUCCUGGACUGUAAUCCUGGGAAGGUCAUCUAUUUCGACCACGGCGCAUAUGUCAUCUCCGACACGGUCAAUGUGCCCAUGAACACCCGUAUCGUGGGAGAAGUUUGGCCGCUGAUUCUCGCGAAUGGGGACGCCUUUAAGGACGUCAACAACCCCGUCCCUGUCUUUAAGGUGGGACAGGAAGGUGACACCGGCGUGGUCGAGAUGUCCGAACUCAUCUUCGAAACCCAGGGCCCCCAACCCGGCGCCAUCCUCAUGGAAUGGAACUCUCGCGACCCUUACGGGAAGCAAGGCGUCAAUGGCCUCUGGGAUGUGCACUUCCGCGUCGGGGGGUCACGGGGCACUAAUCUCGAGCCCGAGCAGUGUGCAAAGAAACCCGAGCAGAACAACACAGCUAACCCAGCGUGCUUCGGCGCUUUCAUGCACUUGCACAUCAAGAAGACUGCCAGUCUCUACAUGGAGAACAUCUGGGCCUGGACGAGCGACCACAAUCUCGAUGGGCCGGAUUUUGGACAGAUAUCCAUCUACAACGGCCGUGGAAUCCUAACCGAGACGACUGAGGGCCCAGUGUGGUUCUACAGCACCGCGGCGGAACACAACGUCGUGUACCAGUACCAACUGCAGGAGACGAAGAAUAUAUUUAUGGCAAUGAUCCAGACGGAGACUCCGUAUUGGCAGAGCAACCCAAUGGUCACCGCGCCCUUCCCUAUAAACCCCGCUUUCAACGACCCCACAUACCCUGGCUGCACGGCGAAGACAUGCAAGUCCUGGGCCCUCCGCAUCAUCGAUUCCACCAACUUACUUAUCUACGGCGCAGGCUUGUACUCGUUUUUCGAGAACUACGCUCAGGAGUGCGUGAAGACGCAUACCUGCCAGGACUCCAUUGUCUCGGUUGAGGGGGAAAACAAACUAAGCUUUCUCAACUUAAAUACUGUAGGGAGCAAAAGUAUGGUUGAUAUUGAUGGGAAACCGAGCAUCGCCGCGGCCGGGCAUGAGAAUCCGUUUGUCCGGACUUUGAUGAGAUUUGAUUCCGCUUAGGUUCGGGAUACGCAAGGAUGGCGGGAUGGAUGGGCGGAGGUCACUCGAGCUCAACCUUCUCCUAAGAAUCUAAUUUAACGCUGGGCCUUGGUGCCCGUGCUUUUCUUUCGAUAUUUUCUUUAGCGUUCCCCGAAAUUUCUCUCAUUUUUACAAGCUACAUGUCUUAUUUACUUCCUUUGUGCACACCUCCGAUACUGGGCCCACAGAAUAGAGGGGGGAGCAGGGUGGCGGAUGGGUAAACGCAUGGGAGCAAUAUUGCCCAUCACAUAGUUUUCCGUCUUGGGUGCUAAGUCGUGUUGUAUUUGCAAUCUAGUUUUUGUGGGAGGGGAGGGCGAUACCAAAAAUAAGGUCUGACGUAUCCAGUUACGCUUUUUGGAGUACUAGAGAAAUUGUAAUUUAGUCUAUAAAUAUAAUACCCUAUGAUAGC